AUGAAGGACAACCUGGAUGCGACAUUUGUCUCUGAAGAGACAACCUCCAAGACCAAUGAUAACCCCAAUCUCUUCAUCACAACUCCAGUGAGGCUCGACGCAAUCAGGAAGGACCUUUCCAAAAAAUGCAAGCUCAGUCACGGUCAUUUCUUUGGAGAUGCAGAUUCCGCUUGGCCCCCACGCUGGCCUCGUGGCUACCGAAACGUUUCUUCUUUACCUAUCUCAGCUUUUGAGAGCCUUAAGAUUACACCUGCUGAUGUAGUAGCCAUUGACAAAACUACAUACACACAGAUCAGCAAAUCAUACCGGUGCUCUGAAAGAAAUCACAAGAUCAAUAAGAGAAAAACCAACCGUCGGGAGUCUUUCAGUGGAGAGGAGGAUGCCCCCCAAGAAAUAGGUGACGUGCAUGCCAAAAACUGGCAUAAUCAGGAUAACGACAUUCCUGGACCUUUGCAACGAUCCCCUUCCCCACCACUACCUGAGCCUAGCGCAGCUAUUCACUCCAAUCGUUCCAGGCGCAUCAUUCGCAUGCCCAAACAAUACGACGACUUCAUUCCUGGCGAUGAGGUACCUGAUGUGCCUCAGCCUGAAGAUGUCAUGUCUGAAGAGGGAGAUCACACCAGCAAUGUGCUAAUUUCUUUUGAGACAGAACCAGAUACAUGGGGAUUGUACCGAGUGUAUCCUACUUGUCCUACUCUAUUUCUGCAGACCAGUAUCACCCUUAAUACUCUAUGCGACUCUCCGAUGUUGCAGACAGGCAAAAAUCCCAAUAACACUUCAUCUGGGAUUCACACUGGCCCCCCCCCUCCCAUUUUCCGUCAUUCCCGAAAAUCUGUACUCUGCAUUCAGCAGUCCAACAGCUGGGAUAUUAGCAUUUUCAAUCCUACUCGCAAGAAGAGACUGGUCGCACAGUACCUUGAGGACCACUCCAACCCUUUUAGCACGAGGAAUGGGUGGAAGGAGUCAUCUGUCUACAUCUGCCUCCCUAAAGAAAAAAUGAAAUGGCCAUCAGAAGAGGAUGCUCCUGAGCUUGAGAUUAAAGGGGUGCGUCAUCGGUCAUUGACAGAUAUCAUAACGGAGGUGCAUCAGUAA
Suillus fuscotomentosus is the source of this 1092-nucleotide messenger RNA. RefSeq lists its product as uncharacterized. NCBI's taxonomy places the organism in Eukaryota, Fungi, Basidiomycota, Agaricomycetes, Boletales, Suillaceae. The transcript is spliced from 5 exons. The record is from RefSeq and is a predicted model, not a curated record. The coding region runs from base 1 to 1092 and encodes 363 amino acids.